UGCAACCACCGCGUGGUCAUCAUGUUCAACAAUUCAUCCCCCGAGGACCUCGUCGAGGCAUUUCUAAUAUCACCCCUCUAUCCCAGAAUACCCUAUAACGCAGAGCAACUGCCAGAUCAGGCUUCACUUCAACCAUGAUGCGAACGGCCUUGAUAAUGGUGCAGUAGGUGGGCGCCAGAACGUUGGCGACAACCAGCGGUGGUGCUACUGUUGAACAAUGUCGGGCAGCUACGGGGGCAUGACUGACGUGCCGGCGAUUAUGGCAUUGCUCAUCUUUCUUUCUUUUUACCUUUCUCUCUCUCUCUCUCUUUCUUUCUCCCUGUCUCUCUGUCUCUCUCUCUGUCUCCGGGAGUUUCUCGUUUCUUCACUACCGCCCGCCGGCUCAACCGCGACCAAAAGGUCGCGAUACCCCGGCCACUCACUCGGAAAAUUCCAUCAUCCCCCAGCCUCACGAACAGAAGUCCCUUUUCCGACUUCGAGUACCGCAAAGCCUUCGCAGAUAAGGGCGUUGCCCUGUUGGCAUCCUAUUCCUACGAUAGGCGCAAGAUUGUCUCCAGUCUUGUCCUCGUGGACGUGGCUCCCGGUACAAACGGAGCUCAGUCCAUGAAUAAAGUAUUCGCAGGUAAUUGGAUUCCUUGGGGUCACCGGGCGUGGACGCGGUCGAGAGGUUUUCUAGCUUAUGAGCGCGCUCCCUCUUAUCCCUAUUCCUCUUCAGAUCUGUUGUUCCAAUGUCAGGCGUGCUUCGGCG
Colletotrichum navitas is the source of this 748-nucleotide messenger RNA. RefSeq lists its product as uncharacterized. NCBI's taxonomy places the organism in Eukaryota, Fungi, Ascomycota, Sordariomycetes, Glomerellales, Glomerellaceae. The coding region runs from base 218 to 607 and encodes 129 amino acids. The transcript is spliced from 3 exons. The record is from RefSeq and is a predicted model, not a curated record.